Gopherus flavomarginatus (Mexican gopher tortoise) is the source of this 583-nucleotide messenger RNA. RefSeq names its product WAP four-disulfide core domain 3 (gene WFDC3). Gene Ontology annotation, biological process: antibacterial humoral response; innate immune response. The transcript is spliced from 3 exons. The coding region runs from base 73 to 306 and encodes 77 amino acids. The record is from RefSeq and is a predicted model, not a curated record. NCBI's taxonomy places the organism in Eukaryota, Metazoa, Chordata, Testudines, Testudinidae. Gene Ontology annotation, molecular function: peptidase inhibitor activity. Gene Ontology annotation, cellular component: extracellular region.
UGCAGCAGGGACAGGGUUUAAAUCCCAGCCCGGCUCAGCACUGGGCACUCAGACCGAGUUCCCCACAGCACCAUGAAGUCAGGGGCCAUCUUCCUCCUCCUGGGGCUCCUGGCCCUCUGGGCUGAGCUGCCGCCUGCAUCUGGAGGGAGCCAUGGGAGCUGCCCGGAGCCGCUCGGCUUUGGGCACUGCGCGGAAUUAUGCGGCAUUGACGGUUCCUGUCCUGAAGGAGAAAAGUGCUGCAGUAACGGGUGUGGCCACGAGUGCAUGAGAGUGUCUGGAGGGUCUCCCAAACGUCCGUCUGCCUGAACCCAGGCGCCAGAGGGGACAUGCUGCCUCCGUCCCUGUGACCUACACAAGACAAUUGCCGAGAACGGAUCAGCCUGCAAAGGCCUCACUUCCAGGGACCUCCCUCUGCUCCCCUCCCUCUGCCCAGCCCCUUUGGCUGCUCCAGCUGCCCUUGGACUCCAUCUGCCACAUGACGUCACUGGUGCCUCCUGCACAGAGGCUUGGUAGGUGUGGCGGGGGAGCGAGCGUGUGCCCAGCCGCUGUCCAGCAGCACCCGUGAAGGGCUUAGUAAAGCCUG